UUUCCCGAUUUCUAUUGGAACAUGAACAACGACGGCUUGUUCAUGAGUUGGUUAAAUUGUCAAAUAGACCAGCCGGAGACAUUGCUUGCUCAGGUGACGGACCAACGUGUCCUCUGAAUUUGCAGAUUGACUAUGCAUUGCUACUUUCAAUGGGAGAGGCAGGAGCAGAAGUCGAGGCUGGAAGAGCAAUCUGCCACCAUGAUACUACUUUGUUGACAUGA
Messenger RNA from Acaulospora colombiana, 221 nucleotides. The record is from the annotation of a GenBank genome assembly. Lineage: Eukaryota; Fungi; Glomeromycota; Glomeromycetes; Diversisporales; Acaulosporaceae.